AUUUCAUGAAUUUGCUUUUAUUUGUGUCCCACAUUUUGCAUCGGAUAAUUUCAAAUUAUAACCGACAAAAGAUUAUUUAAAAUUAUUUUACUGUUCAUGACAAACUAUUUAAAACGCUAUUCGUCUAUCCCGGUGUGCCAGAGAGCGGUUGAGCAAACGUGCAAUCGCAAGUAGGUGGCAAGAGAACAUUCCGCUGGAAUAGUGUGCUCCAACCAUUUCCAUCGGAUGCUUGUGGUGUAAAGUGUAAGCAUCUCUAAACGAUUUCAGCAAGAAAACAAAUCACUGUACAUCUGGCAGAUCUCUGCAACACGACAUUUCAGUCUAGUUGCAUUCACGAGAAUACACGGAACGGUUGAAAAAGCGUUCGCGUGAAGUGAAAGUGUGCGCGAGCUCACGCGGCAGUUUGUUGGAAAGCAAUCGAUUUGGUGUUAGUGAUCAGUAAUGCCCGAUUGCUGCCCGAUUUAUGAAUCAAAAACCAUGUCGGGCGAAGAAAAAGAAUGAGGUGAACAAGAAGACAGCUCAAUUGAUCCUUCGUGAGUGUGUGCGUAUUGCUAUGUUGAAUGGAAAUGCAAUGAAUGAAAUCUCCAUGAGUGAGCGAGCUAGCAACAGUAUGCGCGAAAUGAAAUCCUGCCCAUUGGUGUGAGUGUGGUCGCGUUAGCGGAUGUUUCAUGCGCACGCACACACACGCGCGCGCGCUCGCAUACACACCCACUGCGUACUGAACAACGCCAACGCUAGCGCGAAGGCAGGCGAGCGAGCGUGAAGUAUCACGCACACUAGACAUCAAUAGCUGUUGAGCCAGCGUUUCGAACGCACAAAACGUUCGGUUUUUGUGUUUCGUGGGAGUUAUACAUUGCGAACAAGCGCCAACACGGUGUAAACGCACUAUCGACGGAAGAACGGUUUUCGAGUGUGGAACCGGACGGCAGCAUCAUAUUCAUCAUCAUCAAAAGAAAAGAAAAUCAACCGUGCUUUCAUCCGUUAGAAACAAACCAUAAGCAACAUUGGCAGCGAACCCGCUGCUCGUCCAGACCGCCGAAGCACAUAGUUAUGGAUUCAAUAUGGCUGACGACACACGUAAAGUUCGUGUCGAGGAGCAACUGAAGAUCAAAAUAGGAGAAGCAAAAAGUCUCGUGGGACGCAGCAGCAAUGGUGGUACCACGUCAUCGAAAGAAAACCGAGAUGUGUACUGUACGAUCGCGCUCGACCAGGAGGAAAUUUGCCGGACGCCCACCAUCGAGCGUACGCUUUCGCCCUUCUUCGGCGAGGAGUAUCAGUUCGAAAUACCGCGCCCGUUUCGAUACCUUUCGGUCUACGUGUGGGACCGGGAUCGGCACCUAAAGCAGGACAAACCGUACGGCAAGAUAGCGAUCCGGCGCGAAGAUCUGCACCAGUACAACCAUAAGGAUCACUGGUUUCCGUUGCGACCCGUCGAUGAAGACUCGGAGGUGCAAGGAAUGGCCCAUCUGCUUAUCAACAUUGAUGACGGUGUGGGCAACCUGAAACAGCACACCGGAGAAUUCGAGGACUAUCGGUAUCUUACACAGCCGACAACACUGUCGUGGUUGCAUCAGCAGCACCAGCAGCAGCAACAGCAGCUUCUUCACCAAAAUCAUUUAAACCAGCACAAUCUUCACCAUCAUCAUCUGAACGUACACAGCACAACGGGAACCAGUGGGGGUGGUAUUAUGGUGGGCAGUGAGUCUAAGGAGAACAGUGGUAUUCUCCCGUACCCUACCGCCCACUCGCCAAAUCCAUCGUCCAACAAUGCGUUAAUGUCGGUUCAGCUAAAUAGUUCUGUCGCUAGUACAAAUCUAAAGUUAUUUUACCCAACAAAGGGUAGCAACACGCACACACUCCUCGGCGCGUCUGUAGACGGUGGAGGUGGUGGUGGAGCUGGUAGCCAGAUGACGCCGCUAUUGAAACUUUUCGAUUCCAGUCACACAUCGCCCUUGCUGCUGUCACUGUACACCAAUGGGUCGGGCAAUGGUGAGCUCGUGCACGGGCAUGUGUCCGGUGGUAUGUUAGUAGGCGGUGGAGUCAGCAGUCGGAUCACGAUCAAGCUAACGGAGUGUUUGGAUUUGGCACGCAAAAACGGUCUGUGUGAUCCGUACGCGAUCGUAGUGGCACACUACUCGAACAAAAAAACCAUCACAAAGCGCACGAAGGUGCGGAAAAAGACCAUCAACCCAUCGUUCGAUGAAACGUUCAGCUUUGAUCUGUGCAUUGAUGCUUGCGGGAGCGACUCCUCGAAAAGUGACAGUAACAACAUGUACACGGUAAUGCCGCUCGGUGGGGCGGAUCUUUGCGAAGUCGUCAUUAGCUUCAAGCACGCCAGCCCGGGCAUGGGAGACGACGUAUUUUUGGGCGAGAUUCGCAUACCGGUCCGGGGGAAGCAGCAACAGAAUGCGGUACAGCCGAGCGCCUGGUACUUUCUGCAACCGCGCACGAGUCAAUCGCGACCCAUGCGCACCUGUGCAACGCCACCCGGUACACGGCUGUCCUGCGACAAUUCGCUCGGUUCGUUACGGCUGAAGCUGAACUACACCUCCGACCAUGUGUUUCCGUUAGCGACCUACGAUCAGCUGUACAACGUGCUGAUUCAAUCGAUCGACCAAAAACCCAUCACGGCCAGCGCGGUACACAUUCUUGGUGAGAUCAGUCACAACAAGACGGAGGUGGCGCAACCGCUGGUACGUCUGUUCACGCACACCAACGUAAUCGCGUCGAUGAUAAAAGCGUUAGCUGACCAUGAAAUUUCGAAGCUCACCGAUCCGACGACGAUCUUUCGCGGCAAUACGCUAGUAUCAAAGAUGAUGGACGAGGCGAUGCGACUGUCCGGUUUGCACUAUCUGCACGCAACAUUGCGCCCGAUCGUGGAGGAGAUCUUUGCCGAGAAGAAACCGUGCGAAAUCGAUCCGUCCCGGGUGAAAGAUGUCAGUGCCAUCGAGGGCAAUCUGCACAACCUGCAGGACUACGUCGGCAAAGUGUUCGAAGCGAUCACGAAAAGUGCGGUCAAGUGUCCGGCGAUACUGUGCGAAAUCUUUCACAAUCUGCGCGAAUGUGCUGCCAAAUACUUCCCGCAGAAUAAGGAAGUUCGCUAUUCAGUGGUGUCGGGGUUCAUCUUUUUGCGGUUCUUUGCACCGGCAAUUCUGGGACCGAAACUGUUCGAUCUGACAACCGAACCAGUGGACGAACAGACGACGCGCACCUUAACGCUGAUCUCCAAAACAAUCCAAUCGAUGGGUAACCUGGUGAGCUCACGAUCGGCACAGCAACCGUGCAAAGAGAAGUACACCGAGCAGCUGUAUAAGAAGUUUUGUACGGAGCAGCACGUCGAAGCGAUUAAGCACUUCCUCGAGGUGAUUUCUACUGUCGGCGCUACCAACACCGGCGAAGGGCAAUCGAGCAUACUAGAACCAGUGGUGCUGAAAGAAGGGAUGAUGACGAAACGCGCCCAAGGACGGAAAAGGUUUGGCAGGCGGAACUUCAAGCAGCGCUACUUCCGGCUGACGACACAAUCGCUAAGCUACGCAAAGGCCAAGGGAAAACGACCCAUCUGUGAUAUACCGCUAGCUGAUAUACUGGCUGUCGAACGGCUUAAUGAAAGGAGCUUCAAGAUGCAAAAUAUUUUUCAGAUAAUCAAAAAAGAUCAACGACCCCUCUAUGUACAAACAGCAAACUGCGUGGAGGAGAAAGAGUGGAUUGAUCUGUUGAGUAAGAUCUGUCAAAGCAACAAAGCUCGGCUAGUUAAUUUUCAUCCCAGAGCGUAUAUUAACAGUGCAUGGACAUGUUGCAAUGAAUGUGACCAGUAUGCGCCGGGCUGUACGCCCGUCUCUUCAUCAAGCCCGAUCCAAAUGGAACUCGCGACCGCCCUCGAUCCGGCGCGCGAUCUGCAGCGACUGCAUUCGCUAAUCAUUGCCAACAUUAACAGUUUGGAGGUGUUGGAUCCGACCACGGCCUACGAAGAUCCAAUGGCAGCGCGCAAAACGAUCAAAAAGCUAAACGAAAUUGCCACCACCCUGGAACAGAUUCACCGAAAGUACAAGUCGAUGUUGGCGCGUGACCUCAAGUACGGUAGCCGGCAGGCACCAAUCGGUGACGAUAACUAUCUGCACAUGCCAAGAUCCGGUUUUACGGCGGCAGUUAUGGCGGCAGCAAGUGCGGCAGCAGCUACUACGGGAAGUGGCGGUACCGUGAACGGAUCGCAAUCUGCCAAUUCGUCCUGUAUGUCAAACGCUAACAACAGUGCGGUAGGGAUCGCUAGUGCUGGUUGUACUACAACGUUAGGGCACGGUGGUAUUGGCAGUGUAACGCCGAUCAGUGUCUCGACCCAGCAUUAUCCAGAUGCCAACAUAGCGCACUUUUUCCCUCAUCGAAAUUUGCUGAUGCGCAGUGGAGAUGGAGGUGAUCCCUUGACGCAAUGCUAGCGCCAUGGACACAAUGGGGGGACACCUGGUAGACGAUGUGCGCAAUGCUCGAUGGUGGCGUGUUAGUUAACCGCCACAUGGGACAAUCAUCAUAAACUCUACUUUCCAUUAGUUAUCACAAGACACACACACACACACACACCCACACACGGUACUUCGUGGUAUGGCAAAAAAGAACUAUACGGCGAACGGUUUAAUUUAUUUAUUGUAUAGAGCGAAGAAUUUAUUAAGUAUUGAUUUUUGUUUUGUACGCGGGAUCCGGAACGUUCGAGGAGGAACUUCUCUUGCCUUAAUUAUUGGUGAUCACCGUUUGUCUGCAUGAACGAUAGGCACAGAUAGGAAUCAUCUAUUGCGUUAAAGAGCAGCGAGGUAAAAUGUAAACGAUCAGCAUUAUGCAGCACCAAAAUUAUAGAGCAAUGUUUGAGAGAAUUGUACAUCAUUUUUCCGUUAUUAUUUUCUUGUUUUGUUUUACAAUUGAGACAGCUUAGGUUAGAAUGUUUAGAAUGAGCCACAUCAUUCUCUUCUCUCAGUAGUUGAUAUCGUUGUAGGAAAAAAAGGGGAUCGACACCUAAACCGGCUGUACCACUUAAAGAGUUGUAGCAUAUGUAGUUUUUUUUUUGCAAACAUAAUUUCAAUUAAGAGCUAGGUUCCCUUUUUAUUUUGUAAUUUUGAAUGUCGUUUCGAGCAAACGGCAGAUGUUUUAUGUUGGAGACAAAAAGGAGUGAAAAGAAUUGAGUUUGUUUGCACUUUCAUUUGCUCAUAAACCGUUAGCUGCUGAUAUAUGUAUGUAUAGAGCUCUCUACUCACACACACACUGACACACACAUACACGUUCAAUUGUGUCAAUGUCGUACACUCUUCCAGUCUGAUAAUCAUUCCACUGCGGGAAACAUACAGAAGGACAUAAUUUUUUUUUUCGUCAUUUCGUUACUUUGGCCGACACUGUAGCUAUUCUGUGAACUCUACUGUAAUAUCGUCUAUAUUUUCAAAUUAGAAAACAAUAUGCCUCCUCAGAACAAAGCAACAUAUAUACAUUCUUCGUGGAUGCUAGUAACAAGAUUCUGCCUCAACUACAUAAAAAGCGUUGUUUCAAAUAGUGUAACAACCCAUCAUAAGCCUAAUAUAAUACGUUUACGAUACAUAAAAAAGCCUAAAAUCUGAUAAUUUAAACUACACUGGCUGCUAACAAAGCUGCGUACAACGAAUCCGCACCGAUGCGGUUCCAUGUGCUUGAUAUGUUGUAAUCUCAAACUGUGGUUUACGCGGUCAUAUUAGAUUCUGUGGGUUUCUUUUUUUUUUUGUUCUCUAAACUGCAUUCCUAAACCGGGCCGUAAAACCGACGGCUACGACUACUGACAGAAACAGUAAUGAUAUUGAAAUUGUUGUCUUUUUAAAGCACACAUACACACACACAUCCUAUCUACAGAUGGAUAAUGAAAUGAUUCGAAUUUAUAAUAAGACUCUACACCAAUAUAUUGUGCAAAAGAAAACGGGCAGACAGUUUGUUGUUAUUCAUUUCCUGUUUUAAAUAACCUCUUAACUAUUGACAUUAAACCGAGAGGCAGGGAAGUUAAAAGCCAGCACCAAAAUAACUUAUGCACAUAAAACACAAUUAACUUUAUAGAAUGAAAAUUCGCACUCAAGAUGCAACAUUUGUAUCGAAAGGCGAGUAGAUUGUAAGAUGUGAGGGUAUAGAAUCAGGGGGUCCGGCUCUGUAGAAUUGGCCACACAUCACCUAAUGCAGACAUGCUGCGACAACAACAACAACAACAAACUAUUUUAUUAUCGCGAGUGUGUUUCAAAAAGAUCCCAGAAGGUUGCGUUGCGAUCUUGAGGAUCGACAGGAUCACGCAGGUGUUUGUAUAUGUGUACGUGAAAAUAGAGCCUUGAGAUCUCUUUACACAUCCGUUCAGCUACAAAAUUAAGCAUCCUUGUGCGUGGUGUAGAACGAAUCCAAAAACAAAAAACAACCUGAAUGUAAGAUAGAACAGCCUUUUUACCGUAACACCACCAUGCAGCUGUGCAGAUCAAUGUACCGACUGGCGUACCGAACGGAACGUUACGAUUUACGUGCUGUUUCAAAACCCCCCCGCACCCCCGGGGGUGAAGAUGUAUGAUUACUGUUAGUAGAUAACUUCCCACCAUGGGCGUAAAUACUAAACUUGCAAAACGUAUCUCUCCCUCUGUCAUUACUAAAAGCGUAUGUGAUGUAAUCUACAUAGAUUGAACGGUAAAGCGAUGUGACUAUUAGUGCAAACAGGCAGUGAGCAGAAAGUUCGUAAUAGUAUUGGGUAUUAUGUAUAGUCCAUGUGUGCACUAGAGCCUUCCGCUGAUAUCCUUCCGGAAUCUCGACAUUUAGAAGAAAGAAGAAACAACAACAAAAAACUUGCAUAGGCAAUGGAUAUGGACGGAUGAGAUACAAUUCUAAGGGCAAACGUUGAUACUGAAGAUCUUUGCAAAGAGCAGCAGGAAAAUCUAUAAACAAAAAAUCAUCAACAAGCAACAAAAUCAAUAAUCCAUUCUUCGUUCAUUAGCUGCAGAUUAUGGAAGACAUGAUUUGAUAACGUAGUAAAACAAAAAAAAACGUUAAUUUUGAAAUGUUAGGAGUUUUGAAUGGUUGUUAGCUUUGCAUUUGGUUCGAAUUUCAGACGGGUUAAAUUUCCCUAUUCUAUUUCUCUGUACCAAACGUUUUGUACAAGCUUAACCUUUUACUGAAUUACGCUAUUUCUCAAUCCGGCACACGACACCUCCUUACGACUAAUGCACACACGCAGGGUAUCGCACAAAAACCGAUUGUUUGUUGCCGAUUUGUAAAGUUGUUAUAUACGUACAUGAAUGAGCAUUGGAGGUGUAAUAUGUGUAAGUCAUUUCAGUUCGGCUAACUUCUCUCUAUCGUAUCGUUCUCGUCGACUGGUUCAGGAAGCAGGAAGGGAGAAAUAAGGAUUAAAGGUGAGAAGCAAAAAAACAACAAAAUGUGAGCAAUGGAAAAGUAUACCUAUUAGUGGGACAAAGUUUGUAUUUUAGAUAGGGACAAUUGCUCGAAACAUUACAGGUUUUAAGUGCGCCUGUGAGAAUUGGGCUACGGAAUUGUGGAAUAUUAGGAGAGUAUGCUAAAGAUGCAUAUUAUUAUACACAUAUUAUUAUUAUUAUUAUUAUUAUUAUUAAUAUUAUUAAUUUUAUUGUUGAUGCAUUACUAAUGUGUCAGUUUUUUUUUGUUAGACAGUAAGAGAAUGAAAAAGAAAGAGGAAAAGGAGAAAGAGCGAGAGAAAGAAAAAGAAAGAGGAUGGAUAACUUAAAAACAAACACUGAGUGAACUGUUACAAAACAUAUUUCACUACUCCUGAUUAUGAGAUAAAGAAUAAGAAAUCGCUGAAUGGAAAACAUA
This is a messenger RNA of Anopheles funestus (African malaria mosquito), 7815 nucleotides long. RefSeq names its product GTPase-activating protein (gene RasGAP1). Lineage: Eukaryota; Metazoa; Arthropoda; Insecta; Diptera; Culicidae. The coding region runs from base 1062 to 4430 and encodes 1122 amino acids. Gene Ontology annotation, biological process: regulation of GTPase activity; intracellular signal transduction. The record is from RefSeq and is a predicted model, not a curated record. The transcript has 6 exons.